AUGUCCCUCGAGAACAUCUUGCUGCCUCCAGCAUCGCCCGCCCAGUCUUUCUCGUCGUUCGAUGUGUCCCCUGACGAUGAUCCUGCUACGAACAAUCGAUUAGGACACAUUACUUCAAACGGCGAACUAUCGGGUGGUCAGAUUCGUACCGCGCUUUCUGACAUCGUUUCUAGCUUGAUUUCUACUUCUCUUUUCCGCGAGGCUGACCCAUUCGAUCCAGAUGGCGAUCUUAACGCCAUCUCCUUUCUGGAUGGUCAGUAUUAUCAGCUACCGACGCAUAUAGCGACACCAGCUUAUUUCUUUGCAGCCUACCAGCCCGAGCUUUCAUGUUUUCCCUCUUCCUUCAUGGAUUUUGACGGACCGCUUCCAGACCUUGUUUAUCCGCAGGAAGACCAAUUAUUAGCAGAGCCAUCUCCAAAUGUCUCCUUGAGCGGAUGGAUACCUCCUACUGGCGAAGACUGGCAAGAG
Messenger RNA from Serpula lacrymans var. lacrymans S7.9, 468 nucleotides. RefSeq lists its product as uncharacterized. The transcript has a single exon. NCBI's taxonomy places the organism in Eukaryota, Fungi, Basidiomycota, Agaricomycetes, Boletales, Serpulaceae. The record is from RefSeq and is a predicted model, not a curated record. The annotation marks the transcript as partial.